CCUUCUAACGGACGCACCGUGUUAAACCGUCAACAUCCACAGCUCCGGUUUGUGUAUUGAAAACGUAUAGUACAGUAAACACGCGCUUCGAGACAUUUAAUAUACUUAUCUGAAAAUCAUUCAGACCGAACAUCAACACAAGAAAACACAUUUUGUACCAAAGUUUCGUUCGAUAGCUGUUCGUGCCUUCAAAAAAUCAUCGAUAGAUAGCUUCUUUCUACGAUUCUAGAGUAUAUUCUAUCAGGUCAACGUUUUUUUUCAGCAUUGAGGGUAAAGUGUGAGAGAGAUGUCAGAUCAUCUGAGUUCAUGUACCGACCGUCUCGUUACAUCUGAUCACCUUAAUUCAGAGGGAGGAUCCAAUGAAUCUUCUGGAGAAUGUUCCAGAGCUCAAGCCACUACUAAACCUAUAGAUGAUAAGGAAGGAAGCGAGCAAGAACACGUCAUUGAUGAAGAGGAGCCGCUUAUUCAAUCAGUUGAGUGCCGUAUUUGCCAAGAGGAGGAUUCUGUUAAGAACCUCGAGUCUCCAUGUUCUUGUAGCGGCAGCUUGAAGUAUGCUCACAGGAAGUGUGUUCAGCGUUGGUGUAAUGAGAAAGGCGACACCAUCUGUGAGAUAUGCCACAAGUCUUAUCAACCUGGCUACACAGCUCCACCACCUGAUGAUACCAUUAUCGAUAUGGGUGAAGAUUGGGCUAAUGGUGUUCCCUUAGACUUGAACGAUCCGCGCAUUUUAGCAAUGGCGGCUGCAGAACGUCACUUCUUUGAUGCGGACUAUGACGAGUAUGCUGAUUCUAACUCUAGUGGAACUGCGUUUCUUCGCUCUGCUGCACUUAUCUUAAUGGCACUUUUGUUGUUAAGACACGCUAUGAACCUUUCAAACAACAACUCAGACGACGAAGAAGAUGAUCCAUCAGCUUUCUUCUUUCUUUUCAUGCUACGUGCUGCUGGUUUUCUCCUCCCGUGUUACAUCAUGGCUUGGGCCAUCAGUAUAUUACAACGCCGUAGACAAAGACAGGAAGCAGCGGCUCUGGCCGCUGCAGAAGUUGCGUUUAUGUUACACAGCGGUGGAGGACAACGCAGAGGAGGAUUGCACUAUGCUGUAGCACCUGAGCUGGUACCGAGUCCACAAGGGCAACAACACCAACCUGAAGCUGCACCGCAAUGAUUAUAUAUAGUCUUGAUCACUAGUGAGGAAAGUAAAAACAUCAUCCAGGGAUUUGGUUUCUCUGUCUGUAGUAGCUGUUUGUUGUUUAUUCGGUUCUUGGAACAGAGCAAAACAAGAAACUGAGAUUAAAACAAAAACAAAACACGGGAAGUUUCUGUGUCUAUGUUCUUACAGACGAGAAAGUAAAGAUUGUUCACCAAUAAAUUUAUGUAUAUGGUUUUAAUUUC
Molecule: messenger RNA, 1389 nt
Organism: Brassica napus (rape)
Lineage: Eukaryota; Viridiplantae; Streptophyta; Magnoliopsida; Brassicales; Brassicaceae
Exons: 8
Coding region: 287-1162 (291 amino acids)
Biological process (GO): protein ubiquitination
Cellular component (GO): membrane
Molecular function (GO): ubiquitin-protein transferase activity; zinc ion binding
Source: RefSeq, a predicted model, not a curated record